Filobasidium floriforme is the source of this 2907-nucleotide messenger RNA. RefSeq lists its product as uncharacterized. Gene Ontology annotation, cellular component: cytosol. Gene Ontology annotation, biological process: AMP metabolic process; IMP salvage. Gene Ontology annotation, molecular function: AMP deaminase activity. Lineage: Eukaryota; Fungi; Basidiomycota; Tremellomycetes; Filobasidiales; Filobasidiaceae. The transcript is spliced from 27 exons. Bases 1 to 2907 code for a protein of 968 amino acids. The record is from RefSeq and is a predicted model, not a curated record.
AUGUGUGGCGGUGAACAAUACCCUUCUGCCCAUUCACCUUUGGAGAUGGACGACGACGAUAUCGAAGUACAGGAGCACGACGAGAGCCCAUUCGAUUCUCCUCCGACUUCGCCGGACCUCGACGGUAGUGGCUCUAGCACUCCCAAUCCUAUCCCUAUUCGUGCUAGGCAGUCUCCCAGCUUCAACUAUCACGAGCUUCAGAAACUGAAGGCGCAAGAUGGCGUUUUCCUCUCCCACCACUGGUCUCGACACCAUUCCACCUCCGGGUCCCAGCAGUCCGACAGCACUUUGCGACAGUCAGGCAGCCUUUCCGGAUCGCUAGUGCUGCCUGAAGCUGCUAUUCCUGAGGAGAGGACCGGCAAUGAAACUGGCAACAAAGCGAGGAAAAGCUUCGGCGGUGCCAACCUCGGAAUGACCAGCAACAUCGAUCUACUUGAGGAACGCAGCGAACGGGAUCUCGUUACUGGCCAUCUUAACGGUAACGGCGUCUAUGAGCCUCGAGGAGUCGAUGCGGUGGAAAAAGAGCUGGCGAGCGGUUUGGAGAAAUCGGCCAUUUCUGAGGGAUCCAGCCGACCUCGGUCUGGCACAGGCGAUGCUCGGGUUCAAGAGGCACAACAAAAAGCGGCUGAGAGUGGAAUCGCUACAGAGCUGGAAGGCCUAUAUGGGCGAUUCUCGAGAUGUCUCGACUUGAGGGACAAGUACAUGGAGAUAUCCUUGCAGCGUCUCGGAGACAACCCAAGAGACCACGAUGGAACGUUCGCCGGUUUCAACCCUCCUCACAAGGCUGAUGUCAACGGCUUGCGCCCGGACGUCGACCCUUACAAUGCCGAUGAGAGACCAGAGGGAGUAGAGUCCAAGCGCUGGAACAUCUAUCCAUCUCCUCCUCCUCGUCACUGGCACUGGAAGGCGCCUGGCCAAACCCCAGGCGAAGGCGGUGAAGGAUACGACGAGAGUCAGAGGGGUCCUGAUGGCCAGAUCAAGGGGGUACCGGUCGACACUUACGCUCAAGAAAAGGCUAAAGCUAGGGAAACCAAUGGUAGCGAGGGCUUCGAUAUGGCGGACUGUGAGAUCCCUGGUGCCGACAACCGAGGUUGGGCUUUCGAGAUGGACGAGUCUGGUGUUUAUCAGAUCUACGAGAAGCUCGAGGAGAAGCCGGAAGACAGGAAGCGACUGUUCCGCAACGUGACUCUGCGGGAGUACUACACGGAUUUGGAUUACGUUCUUAACGUCUGUUCGGACGGGCCGGCAAAGAGCUUCGCUUUCCGCCGGCUGAAGUAUCUCCAGUCCAAAUGGUCCCUGUAUACAUUGCUCAAUGAAUACCAGGAGAUUGCGGACGUCAAGGCGGUUCCUCAUCGAGACUUUUACAAUGUCCGUAAGGUCGACACCCAUGUUCACCAUUCGGCGAGCAUGAACCAGAAGCACUUGUUGCGCUUCAUCAAGAGUAAGAUGAAGCACUCUCCCAAGGACACUGUCAUCUUCCGAGACGGCAAAUACCUGUCUCUUGAAGAAGUAUUCCAGAGUCUCAACUUGACGGCAUACGAUCUGUCCAUCGAUACUUUGGAUAUGCAUGCCCAUCAAGAAUUCCACCGGUUCGACAAAUUUAACGAUCGCUACAACCCCACCGGGUCAAGUCGAUUGAGGGAGAUCUUCUUGAAGACUGACAACUACCUCGGGGGACGAUACUUGGCAGAGCUCACCCGAGAGGUCAUUGCGGAUACCGAACAAAGCAAGUACCAAAAUGUGGAAUGGCGAUUGAGCAUAUACGGCCGCAACAUCAACGAGUGGGACAAACUGGCGAAAUGGGUGGUGAAACACAAGCUAUUCUCGCACAAUCUGAGAUGGCUCAUCCAGAUACCUAGACUGUACGAAGUGUUCAAGGGCGCCAAGCAGAUCGACAACUUCCAGGACAUCAUUCGAAAUGUAUUCCAGCCGUUGUUUGAGGUCACGAAAGAUCCGUCUUCGCAUCCCGAAUUGCACGUCUUCCUUCAGAGGGUUGUAGGCUUCGAUAGCGUUGACGAUGAAUCCAAACCCGAGAGGCGUCUCUUCCGCAAGUUCCCUGUCGCCGGGACCUGGAACACCGCUCAAGGCCCUCCUUACAGCUACUGGAUCUACUACAUGUACGCCAACAUGGCUUCCCUGAACGCUUGGAGGCGGGCGAGAGGCUUCAAUACGUUCGUCUUGAGACCUCACUGCGGUGAAGCCGGAGAUCCCGACCACUUGUCUUCUGGAUUCCUCGCCGCCCAUUCUAUCUCGCACGGAAUUUUGCUGCGAAAGGUGCCAGCCCUGCAGUACCUGUUCUACUUGAAGCAGAUCGGUCUUGCCAUGAGUCCUCUUUCGAACAACGCUCUCUUUUUGACAUACGAGAGAAACCCCUUCAAGGACUUCUUCCGUACCGGUCUCAACGUCUCUCUCUCAACUGAUGACCCCUUGCAGUUCCACUUGACCAAGGAACCUCUCAUGGAAGAAUACUCUGUAGCGGCCCAGAUCUACAAAUUCACGCCAGCUGACAUGUGCGAACUCGCCCGAAACUCGGUCUUGCAAAGUGGCUGGGAAAUGCAGGUCAAGAAACACUGGUUGGGCAACAAGUGGUAUCUACCGGGUGUAGCUGGAAACGAUAUCGACAAGACAAACGUGCCCAAUAUCCGUCUCGGCUACAGACAUGCCGCCCUUCUGGAAGAGCUGACUUUGAUCAAGAGCAAUGGUCGCGCAGCGCCAAACCCCUCGGAUAGCAUGACCAAGGUCAACAGACAGACUGCCAGCGUUCCAAUCACCGCCAAAGGCUAUCAAGUGAUGUCUGACGAAGCAGUCGGUGCUGCUGCCAUGAAUGGUUCUCCAAACACCAUGUUCCCGAAGAUUCCGGUUCCUCCUGCCGAAGUGAGUCGGGAUGGGAAUUUCGGCAUUGGAUGA